AUGGGCAAGCGCCGGCGCCGGAGCCGGAGCCGUAGCCGGACCUCCUCCUCCACAUCCUCCUCUUCUUCGGCGACCUCCACAAGCUCUUCCUCUUCCUCUUUCUUUUCUGGUGUUCUGCAAAACUCGGAUCCUCAGCUCCUCUUCGGCGUCAUGCUUGCCGCUCUUUCUAAUCGUGAACCAGGAAAACCCACAUUACAAGGAAACCUAGUUAUCCAAAAAGCUCUAGACCAUCUUCUUUCCCUCCUCUCCAAUCCCCCCAAUUUGAUCCUGCAUUCUCAACGAACGUUGCACAUUUCUUUAAUCUCCUUGCUCCCUGUUCUCCUCAGUUCCAAAUGCUCUGAGGUUGCUUGUAGCGGUUUAGAGGUAGUGGGUGCCGCGUCCUUGUUCUCAAUUGAAAUGAAUGAACAAAUUGCUUUUGAUGAAGAAAUAGUGAAGGGGUUGAUUACUGGGGUGGCAAGUUCUAGGAAGAGCGUAUCCGUGGCAGCUUGCAAUGCUCUUCUUGACUUGUUGACUACAUCCGUUGGGCGGUCUAGAUUGCUGGAAUUCUCUGCCAUUGACAAUCUUAUUAUUUGUUUCCUUCAGGUCCCUAAAUCUUCAAUACCAUCGAUUUCCCUGAUUAUGGAGGAGGUGGGUACAUUAACUUGCUUCAGAAUUGGAUUCAUGGAAGAUGAAUAUCCUAUAUUGCUUCUUCAUAUUGCAAUUACUCUCCUCAAUGAGUGCACUUUAGAGCAGCUGAGGAAGGUCCCAAGAGAACUCUCAAAAAGUUUGUUAACGUAUUUGGAAAAGUUGUGGACAGAAGUACGCAAACAUAUUCUAGUAGAUGCAGUUGAGGAAUCAGAGAGAUUUUCCUAUUUAAGCAAUAUUAGAACUAAUAAUAUAGCAGAAAGCUUAUUCAGACUCUCAAUGGAAGGAAUAUUCGCCAUGCCAUCCAAGUUCCAAGAGGUUAAGAGGAGCAUCUUUCACUUGGGUCAGAUUAGUUUUGAAUCUUUUGUGGUGAACCACUGGGAGGAAUCACCAUUGCUUAUAACAAGGCUGUCAAAUGCCUUAUUGCAUGAUAAUGUUUUUAGCUCUUUCUUACAAUAUAUUAGGUCCAAGGAAACUGUUCCUUCAUUUCUUGCUUGUUUACUUCAGAACCAUGCUUCUGCUCUACCAAUUAGUUCAGAUGAGCUAGAUAUAAUUAGCUUUCUGAAGGAAGCAAGAGAACAUAUAGGCUGUCCUAUAGUCUACCAACAGGAUAUUCGUGUCCUUAAAACUCUGGAUUCUAAGGGAGAGAUGCAUUUUUUCCACGGGUCUUCCGAUUCUCAUGGCUCCCAGGUUUCUCAUUUUCUAUCUGCACAUGAUAUUUUGAGAUGUGAAGAAGCAUAUAAUGAUGGUUACACGUUUGCUCUGCGUGGCAUGGAGUUCCAUUUUCAAGAUAUUGCUACUAUUUCAGAAGGGCUGGCCAUUCUUUUUGGUCAACCAUCAACAGCAGUGAAUAUGUACUUAACACCACCAAAUUCCCAGGGCUUAGCUCGUCAUCGUGAUGACCACUGUGUUCUUGUGUGCCAAAUCAGAGGAGUUAAACACUGGAAGAUAUUUCCCAAUCCAUGCCCACGGUUACCUCGCUUAUAUGAACCUGUCGAUGACUUGCGUGAUCUAGAGAGCGAAAAUGAGUUAAUAGAUGGAUGCAAAGAAUUUCUUUUGAGAGAAGGUGACAUCUUAUACAUUCCUCGAGGUUUCCCUCAUGAAGCAUGUACGAUAAUUGAUGACGCCAAACCAAAUGGAAAUGCAGAAUCCUCCUUGCAUCUUACUCUUGCUAUUGAGAUUGAGCCACCCUUUGAGUGGGAAGGCUUUGUUCAUGUGGCACUUCAUCAUUGGGGUCGGAAUUACAAUCUCGCCAAUCGCAUAUCUUGUGAAUCAUCUCGGGAUAUUGAUGAUGUGGCUGUGCACUUGAUGCAUAUUGCAAUCAAACUGAUUGGUGAUGUUGACCCCAUGUUUCGAAAGGCUUGUUUGAUUGGUGCAAUUUCAUUUCCAUCUGUUACUGAAGGAUGGCUACGGACACACCAACAAUCAACUUUCAACCACUUGCUCAGUAGAAUUAAUGCCAACAAUAGUUUCAAUGAUGUUGUAUCUAACGUAGAAGCAGCUAUCAGAAAACAUGAAGAUCUCUUUGAAAAAUUGAGAUGGCUUCGUCAUCUUGACCAGAAAAUAUCCUCAAUGGGGAUGGAAGACAUCUUUCAUGUACUAGUUCACGAAAAGGACAAAGUUGAAGCUUCCUUCAUGGAGGUUAAAUCUGAGUUCUGUAAUGGAGUAGUAUUGGACGACGUAAUACCUCAUUAUAGCAUGAUACUCGAAAAAUAUAGAAGAACACGAAAACAAUACAUUAACGGAAUGUUAGCUUUAAAUUGCAUUUGACAGGUUUUAUGAUUGUAAAAUUAUUUUUCAUCUAAAGCAAACUUCUCUUUUUGAGUUCUUUUAGGAGUAAUCAAUAUAUGUAUAUAUAUAUAUAUAUAUAUAUAUUAUCUGUAUUGCUAACAUUUCUCUUGUUAAGCCUAGUUUUAUGCAGAGAAAGCAAACCCGAAGGAAAAUCAAAGGAAGAAAGCC
This is a messenger RNA of Cynara cardunculus var. scolymus (artichoke), 2583 nucleotides long. RefSeq lists its product as uncharacterized. Gene Ontology annotation, molecular function: histone H3K4 demethylase activity; histone H3K36 demethylase activity. The record is from RefSeq and is a predicted model, not a curated record. The transcript has 4 exons. Lineage: Eukaryota; Viridiplantae; Streptophyta; Magnoliopsida; Asterales; Asteraceae. The coding region runs from base 1 to 2394 and encodes 797 amino acids. Gene Ontology annotation, cellular component: nucleolus.